GUGGAGAGCUCCAGUCAGUCCCGCGAGCGCAGUCAGUCAGUCAGCCAGCUCGUGUGUGCAGCUGACCCCGCGCCUUCAAUGGACUAGAUUCCCAGCCACGUAAGUAAAAGAACAUGAUAAUGGUGUCUUGUUGCUGAAACAAGGGAUAGGCCCGGGGAGAACGUCGGCCGUCCCCUCUUGCCUUUGUGCAAAUCAGAUCCAAGCGCCGGAGAUCGUCGGGAGUUCGGCUGCUCACUAGGAGGAGGACAUCGACUUCCCAGGCGUAACAAAAGGCGGCUCGCCACCUGGAGGAAAUUUUUCCUAGCCAUAUUUGGUAGAUGCACGGACAGGAUUCGCGUGGAGGCCCGCUUGAAUGAACACGGAGCGCCCUCUCAGGAUAUCUAAGCCCAGCUGGCACUUUUCCCCUUUUCAUUUAAUGCAAAAAGCCCGUUCUUUACCUGCUGCGCUGCAUCGACCGUGACGUCACAGCCUUUACAUUACCGCGCCGAUUCAUGCAUUUUGGGCUCUCGUAACCAAACCGUGGGGACACCGAGCAUAGAGGUCACAAUCCGUGCAUGCACGUCAUUGCAUGUGUGCUCAAAUGACGCCACAUUGCCAUUGCAAUUAACGCACAUGCAUACGCUCAUCAUUACAGUCAAGGGGAAUCGCCGCUGCCUUCAUGCCCAGUGUUAAAUAGAGGGCAUCUGUCUGUCAUUCACUUCCACCCCCCUUCCUCUAAAACCGUCUGAACCCUCCUGAACUGGACGAACCUCCUCCUAUACUCAUGAACAUACAGAGAUCCAGUCCCAUUAACAUUUCGCGUUAUGGGAGAUCGAGGCACAAAGCACACGACUUUGAGGAGCUAUCUUGUCUAAGGACUACAGAAUCCAACCAGAGUUUCAGUCCCAAUUUAGGAUCUCCCAGCCCCCCUGAGACCCCUGACUCCUCGCACUGCAUUUCUUGCAUUGGAAAUUACCUUUUGUUGGAGCCCAUUGAGGGAGACCACGUUUUCAGAGCCACCCACCUGCACAGUGGGGAAGAGCUGGUGUGCAAGGUGUUUGAUAUCAGUCGAUACCAAGAGUCCUUGGCUGCUUACUUCGUGCUGGGCACCCAUGAGAACAUUAACCAGAUAGUGGAGAUUCUUCUGGGGGAUACGCGAGCGUACGUGUUCUUCGAGAGGAGCCAUGGCGACAUGCACUCUUUCGUUCGCACAUGCAAGAAGCUGCGAGAGGAAGAGGCUGCCAGACUUUUCCAUCAGAUAGCAUCAGCUGUGGCGCACUGCCACGACAACGGCCUGGUCCUCAGAGACCUCAAGCUGAGGAAGUUCGUCUUUAAGAACGAGGACAGGAGCCUUGUAAAGUUGGAGAGUUUGGAGGACACGUACCUCCUUGAAGGAGGUGACGAUUCGCUCUCGGACAAACACGGCUGUCCAGCCUACGUCAGCCCGGAAAUCCUCAACGCAAAUGGCAGCUAUUCGGGCAAGGCGGCGGACGUGUGGAGUCUAGGCGUGAUGCUCUACACCAUCCUGGUGGGCCGCUACCCGUUCCACGACGUGGAGCCCAGCUCGCUGUUCAGCAAGAUCCGCCGUGGCCAGUUCAGCAUCCCCGAGACGCUAACGCCCAAAGCCCGAUGCCUCAUCCGUAGCAUCCUGCGGCGAGAACCGGCCGAACGCCUCACCUCCCGAGAGAUCCUGGACCAUCCCUGGUUCUCGGCCUCCGGCGGUUCGGCGGCCGCCGUCGGCCACGGAAGAGGCGAGCGAGAGUUGGACCAAAUGGUGCCGGAGGCCAACAUGGAAGAAGAACUAGAACAGUUCUUCAGCUGAGCACAAACUCGUCAGACGUUAUGCCACGUCCUUUUAGAUUAUCAGAAAAAAAAAAAGAAAUACACUCAUUGCAAAUGGUGUCUAUCGUUAUUUCUCAUUCCGUAAAAGGACAUGGUCGGUUCUGGCUAAGCUAGGACUUCUGGACGAAGCACGUCGAGUGAUGUAGCAAGACUUACUUUGGUUUUUCCUUUAUUUCCGUUGGUUUUCGUCUUCAUUUUACGUGGUGCUCACAAGGCGUACGAGUCACAGUAAGCUACAAACAUGCAUUACAGCACAGGAGAACGCAGCCAAGGAACAAAGAAAAUAUCAGGCAAAACUGCUAAACCUCUCCUGUUUCCACCUCUGAUUUCGUCUGUUUUUUUUUUUCUCUAAUGCAAAUUGUUG
Messenger RNA from Labeo rohita (rohu), 2185 nucleotides. RefSeq names its product tribbles pseudokinase 2 (gene trib2). The record is from RefSeq and is a predicted model, not a curated record. Gene Ontology annotation, biological process: positive regulation of proteasomal ubiquitin-dependent protein catabolic process; protein phosphorylation; regulation of MAP kinase activity. Gene Ontology annotation, molecular function: protein kinase activity; ATP binding; mitogen-activated protein kinase kinase binding. NCBI's taxonomy places the organism in Eukaryota, Metazoa, Chordata, Actinopteri, Cypriniformes, Cyprinidae. Gene Ontology annotation, cellular component: nucleus. The transcript has 3 exons. The coding region runs from base 764 to 1801 and encodes 345 amino acids.